GUGGAUGACCUGAUUCAUGAAGGCGUGUUCACGGACUUAUUUCACUUCCCCGGCCGGUCGGUCCAUUUAUGAGACACGAUGAGUUUAUAACGCAGCCAAAGAAAACACGGAGGAUUUACACAGAGAACAUAAACUCUGCGAUGACAGCCGAUCAGUGUUAACAACAAACCAACACUCAUGGAUUCUGAUGACGAGGCCGGCUCCGAGGUUCCGACAGUUUCAGCCACAGUUUCGGGUCCACCGAACCCAGAACUGAAGAAACUUCUGGUGUUCAAGGUGUACAAGAGGAGGUGGUUUGUUCUGCUGGUGUUCUGCCUGAUCAACUGCUCCAACGCCACGAUAUGGCUGACCUUUGCACCAGUAGCCAAUCAGUCUGCCCAGCACUUAAAGGUCGGUCUGGAGGAAAUCAACUGGUUGUCACUGGUCUACAUGGUGGUGGCCAUACCGCUCAGCUUUGGGACCACGUGGAUGCUGGACACCUUUGGGCUCCGGAUCACGCUGAUCCUGGGCUCUUGGCUGAACAUGUUCGGAGCCAUGGUGCGUUUCUGCGUGGUGCUGCCCUCCGAGAAAAUUGAAGUCCUGUAUCCCGUGGUGAUGCUGGGCCAGACCCUCGGUGCCCUGGCUCAACCCCUCAUCAUUUUCGCCCCCACAAAGCUGGCAGCUCUCUGGUUCCCGGACCACCAGCGUGCCACGGCCAACAUGAUCGCCUCGAUGUCCAAUCCUCUGGGCAUCCUGCUCGCUAACCUCAUCUCCCCCAUGGUGGCGAAAACAUCUGGGCAAAUUCCAGCGCUGCUGAUUGUCUACGCCGUCCCGGCGUGCAUCACCUGUUUCCUAGCAACAGUGGGGAUACGGAGCAGCUGCCCCCCCACGCCGCCGUCAGCCAGCGCCGAGUUUUCCAACUCGGAGCCGUUUGUACAGGGACUGAAACUGUUACUGAAAAACAAGAACUACCUCGUCCUGCUGGUGUGCUUCGGCGCAGGCAUCGCAGUCUUCACCUGCUUCUCCACGCUGCUGGAGCAGAUCUUGUGUGUGAACGGAUACACCAACGACUUCGCCGGCCUCUGUGGCGGUCUGUUCAUCGCGUUCGGUAUCGUGGGUGCCGGAGCUCUGGGUCUCUACGUGGACAAGACCAAGAAGUUCAACGAAUCCGUGAAGAUCAACAUGUGCUUCAGCACUCUGGCGUGCAUUGCAUUCGCUGUGGUGUCUCAGCUGCGGGAUCAGAACGUCGCCGUGGCCGCCGUCUGCUCUCUCUUUGGCUUUUUCGGUUUCGCCAUCUACCCGGUGGCCAUGGAGCUGUCCGUGGAGUGUUCGUACCCCGUCGGAGAAGCCACGUCAGCCGGACUCAUCUUCAUAUCGGGACAGGUUCAGUCGGUUCUCUACAUAAUCGUCCUCCAGGCUCUCACCAGGCGGCUCGCAGACUCGCCGACGUCGACCUGUGGGAGUGCAGUCCUGAGCUGGAGGGUGCCCAUGCUGGUGAUGGCAGGACUGAGCACUCUGUUCACGUGCUGCUUCGUCGUCUUCUUCCACACGCGGUACAGACGACUGGAGACGGGGACGAACAAAGAGAGCAACGGGUCGAUACCCACCGAGCACGCCCCGAGCGUGCAGGGGUGAAGCUGCUGAGACAGACAGAGACAGAGACAGAGACAGACUGUGUUCUUUUUAAACCAAGACAUUCCUGUUUUAUUCUUUUCUACGACAUCGGGGCAUUUCGUGUAGCAUCGUUCCAAUAUUUCAACACCUUGAAAUAUUUCUGAUUUUUACACAAAGAAAUGUGUAGGGAGGAAAUCUGUUACUUAACAAGUCACUGGUCUGUUAGCUGGGAACUGAUCGUGUUUCUUUUCUGCUUCAUAACUUUGAAACAUAACUCACACAUUCCACGUUGUGUGUCCACGCCAAAUUGUGAAUCGACUCUUUAAAGGUCUCGAAGCUGUUUCCUCUGUGCAGAGAAGAACCGAAGAAUGUUCCUGACGACAAAACCUGAUGUUUACCGUCGAUGUUUCAGAUCCCUGAAACGUUUUCAGCCGUCAGACAGUGGAGAAACGUUCUCAACGUAUUCUGCCUCAUGAAGGCAGAGAGCUUUAACGCAGCAGAUGGACGAAUGGAAAGCCUUCACUGAACAUGAUGCCUUGUUUUUUUUUACUGAUUACUUACAGCAAAAAUAUCAUUGACAUCAUUCCGUAGUAAAUUCAGCUGUGGCUGUCUCUGGGUAUUUCUCUGAAAUGAUUUAUUCAGUUUGUUUGAAACAAACGUCGUCACAUCUGGUUCUGAUUAAAUCUAUAGUUAGCACAGUUUGGAGUCUCGUCCUGUUGUACUGAAACCACUAUCAAAGGUUUUACUACUGUGUCAAUAAAUACCAAAAAUAAGAGCGUUUAAAUGCUUAUUCAUGUUUUAAUUUUGUAAAAAUGAUUCCAGGUUUAUAAAAGUUCAGUACUGGUGCUGACUGUGCAGUCAGAAUAAAGUGUAGUGUCUGAUGCAAACUAAGCUUCUGUACAAAGGAAAGACAUUUGGAGCUGAACGCCAAAUUUAAAUUAAUCUUUUUGUAAUAAUUAUAUUUCACAUGAUUAAAUAUACGUUUUAUUAGUAAAGACCAAUCACUGUUAUUUGGUAUUUUCCAAAGACUCCGAGCUGUUUGGACGUGAAUGAAUCAAACUGACGAUGGAGGACGUGUCUGACUUCCCCUCCACUCUUUUUACAUUUGAUCACCUGACGCACACAUGUUAGUUUCUUUCUGAAUGCCAGGACUGCAGUAAUGUCACCUCAAGUGUUUUAAUGUCUUAUGAUGUCAAACGUUAAUAAAAUACUACG
Molecule: messenger RNA, 2808 nt
Organism: Larimichthys crocea (large yellow croaker)
Lineage: Eukaryota; Metazoa; Chordata; Actinopteri; Sciaenidae
Gene: slc49a3
Product: solute carrier family 49 member 3
Exons: 10
Coding region: 178-1614 (478 amino acids)
Biological process (GO): transmembrane transport
Cellular component (GO): membrane
Molecular function (GO): transmembrane transporter activity
Source: RefSeq, a predicted model, not a curated record